GCCAGAUCCACAUGACCGCGCUUGCGCCCCUUGCAGCUGCCCUCGACACGCAAAGCGCGCAAAUCGCUUCGACACCGACGCGCCAGCCCAAGCAGACGUGCGCCGCGUGCUACGCGCGGACCCGCGACGUCAUCACCGCUGUCUGCGGCGCGUCGUGCCCAGCGAUCUUUUGCCGCGACUGCUUUCUUCGCUUUUUGCAGAUCCAAGUGACUUCGCACAUGACCGGUAUCGUACGUGGCGUCGAGUGUCCGAUCUGUAUUCGGUCCGUGAGCUUUCGCCGCCUUCGUGCUCUCGCGCCCAAGGCCGCUAGCAUUCACGAGCUGCAAGCUGCAGUCACGACAGCCGUCAGCGUCCGCUGCCCUGCAUGCCACAACACAAAGAGCCUUUUGCCCAACGUGACAAAGAGCAAGUCCGUCGAGGCGCAUUUCGACGGGAUAUUGCCCAACGCUGCCGAGCUCCUCGCGACGCACCUGCCCUCGGCGGUGCAAGAGAUAGCACCAGUCCUCCUCGAUCGCUGCAGCGCGUACAGUCGCUACGAGGUCUCAGCGCAAGAGCUCUUUGCCUUCGUGCGACGCCAGGUGCCGCAGCGUCUGCUCCUCGAUCCUACGCUCACGGUGCUCGUCCGCAUGUUUGACGACGUCGAGCGGCAAGCGCGGCUCUACCUCUGCUGGCGCCAGCACUCGCCGUUCACCGCUACCAUGUGCUGCAAGCACGACAUUUGCUUUGUGUGCAAGACAUCGGGCCACCACGAAGGUGAGCCCUGCAGAACGCUGCAGGCAGACGCGGCGAUGGCGAAGUGCCCGCACUGCGCCGUGCACCUCACCAAGGGCGACGGCUGCGACAGUAUUCAGUGCUUUUGCGGCGGCACCUUUAGCUGGGCAACCGAAGCGCGCAAGUUUGCCGACGAGUACUUGCGCAGCCGGCUCAACCACCGCGUCUUCUGCAACGUCCUUGCAUACCUUCGCUUGCGCGUUCAGCAGCGCCGCUUUCGCGUCACAGUGCUGCCUUCGCUUCUCGAGACCACCGAGCGCCGCGCGCUGCGUCGCCUCGAUACGCUGCUGCCUGCACCGCGUUGCGUGCGAUCGGUGCUCUUGCGCGCAGUGUACCGCAAGCGCUACCGCUCGAUUGUGCUCGACAUGCCGGUGCAUCUGCUGCAGUGGCGCAUUGCCAUUGCAGCCAAACGGGCCGAGAUGAUCCACUGGAUCGGCUUGACAAAGCUUCUCUCCGAAGCCCGCACGGGCCGCGCAUCCGGCCGCAAGCCAGCGACGAAGAAGAAAAAGCCAGUGCCCGCGAGCGUCCAGCGGAUCGUCGAUCGAGCGGCGUCCUACUUUGCAAAGCCGCUGCCUGUGCCACCGCAAGUGGCCACGUGCGCGUACCUUCCGCACUCCACGAACUCUCGGAAGCGCCCGCUUGUAGACACAUAGUCGACAACUUUAUUUACGUAUAUGAAUGACAAUAUGUUCAUCCAAGG
Saprolegnia diclina VS20 is the source of this 1471-nucleotide messenger RNA. RefSeq lists its product as hypothetical. The coding region runs from base 12 to 1424 and encodes 470 amino acids. The transcript has a single exon. Gene Ontology annotation, cellular component: ubiquitin ligase complex; cytoplasm. The record is from RefSeq and is a predicted model, not a curated record. Gene Ontology annotation, biological process: protein polyubiquitination; ubiquitin-dependent protein catabolic process; positive regulation of proteasomal ubiquitin-dependent protein catabolic process. Gene Ontology annotation, molecular function: ubiquitin conjugating enzyme binding; ubiquitin protein ligase activity. NCBI's taxonomy places the organism in Eukaryota, Oomycota, Saprolegniomycetes, Saprolegniales, Saprolegniaceae.